UAAUAAUAAUAAUUAAAAAAAAGUCUUCUGUCACCAAUAGUGUGGUAGAAGGGACGUCUUCCCUAUUUGUUAUCAGAGAUGUGGCGCAACCGCAGCGGCUGACUUGAUAACACCCGGAAGAAACCAGCCGGAAACGAUCUGACAUACGGAAAUUCUAAAGUCACCCGUACAUAUCACAGUCACAGUCACAGUCACAGUAGCCUCUGCGAUUUUCUCAGGUCACCGGAUUAUCAGCCCGUGUUCCCAGCCGAUGGCUGAAGCAGGGUGUAGUAAUGAGCGAUUGACUAAUGGUGAAUUGAAUGAGAAGGAAAAAGAAUUGGAUGAUGGGACUGAAGAAAAGAAGGAAUUUGUUGCUCCUGCGGUUGGGAUGGAGUUUGAGUCUUAUGAUGAUGCUUACAAUUAUUACAACUGUUAUGCCAAGGAAGUGGGUUUUCGUGUUAGGGUGAAGAACUCAUGGUUCAAGCGGAAUAGUCGGGAGAAAUAUGGCGCAGUGCUUUGUUGCAGUAGUCAGGGUUUUAAAAGAAUUAAAGAUGUUAAUCGUUUAAGAAAGGAAACAAGAACUGGUUGUCCUGCAAUGGUAAGGAUGAGGUUGGCGGACUCCAAGAGGUGGAGGGUGUUAGAGGUCAUGCUUGAACACAACCACUCGUUAGGGGCUAAGAUAUACAGACCUGUUAAGAAGGUGAGUACUGGAAACAAAAGGAAGUCCCUUUCAAGUUCAGAUGCUGAGGGACGUACCAUUAAGUUGUAUCGAGCACUUGUCAUAGAUUCAGAAGGUAAUGGGAACUCAAGUCUGAAUGCAAGAGAUGUUAUGAAUUUUUCUGAACUUCCUGAUCAACUGAACCUUAAAAGGGGUGAUGCACAGGCUAUUUAUAACUACUUUUGUCGGAUGCAGUUGACGAAUCCAAACUUCUUUUAUUUGAUGGAUCUCAAUGAUGAGGGGCAUCUGAGAAAUGUGUUUUGGGUUGAUGCUAGGUCAAGGGCUUCUUGUGGUUACUUUGGUGAUGUUGUUUAUAUUGACAACACGUAUUUGUCAAGUAAAUUUGAGAUCCCACUGGUGGCAUUUGUUGGAACGAAUCACCAUAGCCAGUCUGUUUUACUGGGCUGCGGCCUACUUGCAGGCGAGACAACUGAAUCUUAUAUUUGGUUGUUCAAGGCAUGGAUUACAUGCAUGUCAGGUUGCAGUCCACAAACUAUUAUUACGGACAGGUGUAGAACUUUGCAAACCGCAAUAGCAGAGGCGUUUCCAAGAGCUCAUCAUUGUUUUGGAUUGUCGCAUAUCAUGAAAAGAGUACCAGAAAAACUGGGAGGAUUGCGCCACUAUGAUGCUAUAAAAAAAGCGUUUAUGAAAGCAGUUUAUGAAACUUUGAAAGUGAUUGAAUUUGAAGUAGCAUGGGGAUUUAUGGUCCAGCGAUUUGGAGUUGGUGAUCAUAAAUGGCUUCAGUCAUUAUAUGAAGAUCGUGUUCGGUGGGCUCCUGUUUAUUUAAAAGACACAGUUUUUGCUGGAAUGUCCGCUGCACGGCCAGGUGAGAACCUAAAUCCAUUUUUUGAGAGAUACGUGCAUAAACAAACUCCUUUAAAAGAAUUUCUGGACAAGUAUGAACUAGCAUUACAAAAAAAGCACAAGGAAGAAACUAUUGCAGAUAUUGAGUCCAGAAGCGUAGGCCCCGCUUUGAAAACCAGAUGUUCAUUUGAGUUGCAGCUGUCGAAGUUGUACAGCAAGGAAAUAUUCAAGAAGUUCCAAUUUGAGGUGGAAGAAAUGUAUUCUUGUUUUAGCACCACACAGAUACACGUUGACGGGCCAAUCAUUAUAUUUUUGGUCAAAGAGCGUGUCCUGGGUGAGAGUAAUAGGAGGGAAAUUAGAGACUUUGAGGUUUUAUACAACAGAAGUGCAGGAGAGGUUCGUUGCAUCUGCAGUUGCUUCAACUUCUAUGGGUACUUAUGCCGCCAUGCAUUGUGUGUGCUUAACUUCAAUGGAGUAGAGGAGAUCCCAUGUAAGUAUAUACUGCCACGAUGGAAAAAGGAUUACAAGCGCUUGUAUAUUCCAGACCAUAGUUCCAAUGAUGUUGAUUCUACCGAUCAUAUGCAAUGGUUUAAUCAAUUGUAUAGAAGUGCUUUACAAGUUGUGGAGGAAGGGGUGAUUUCUCUUGAACAUUACAGUGUCGCACUAGAAGCUUUUGAAGAGUCGCAAAAUAGGGUUCGUGAGGUAGAAGAAAAGCAAGCAUAAUCCCGCCAUGGGAAGCUGCUGCAAAUUCUCUGUAAAUAUAAUUGUAGUCUUGUAGGGCUGUGGUAGGGUGGCAAGAUUGAACUGUUGGACUUGCAAUUGCAAGACUAGGGAUUCUGAGUUGGAUGAGCAUCUCUUUAUACAAAAACAAUAAGAGGAGCAGAGUCUCCAAAUUCUUGUUGCCAUUAUCUUACUGCAUUGGAACCAUAGGGUAGCUAGGUGAUGGCUGAUUAAAUAAUUUCAGUCUUCUAUGAUUUUCCUCCCUCUCCCUUUUGCUGAGGGUUGGCUUGUACCUGUUAUUUUGUAGAGUGUAAAAUACACAAUAUCUUCAUCUCC
Populus nigra (black poplar) is the source of this 2557-nucleotide messenger RNA. Its product is annotated as protein FAR1-RELATED SEQUENCE 6-like. Gene Ontology annotation, biological process: regulation of DNA-templated transcription. The record is from RefSeq and is a predicted model, not a curated record. NCBI's taxonomy places the organism in Eukaryota, Viridiplantae, Streptophyta, Magnoliopsida, Malpighiales, Salicaceae. The coding region runs from base 251 to 2224 and encodes 657 amino acids. The transcript has 2 exons. Gene Ontology annotation, molecular function: zinc ion binding.